Sander lucioperca (pikeperch) is the source of this 1393-nucleotide messenger RNA. It is a transcript of the gene spata6l, whose product is annotated as spermatogenesis associated 6-like. Gene Ontology annotation, biological process: spermatogenesis. The transcript is spliced from 12 exons. The coding region runs from base 111 to 1268 and encodes 385 amino acids. NCBI's taxonomy places the organism in Eukaryota, Metazoa, Chordata, Actinopteri, Perciformes, Percidae. Gene Ontology annotation, molecular function: myosin light chain binding. The record is from RefSeq and is a predicted model, not a curated record.
UAUCCAUGGUAACAAGGUAACCGGAGACUAGUGUGCUAGCUGUUGAUUAUACGGUUCCAGCAGUAACUUAGCUAGCUAGUCCGUCUUAUCACCUUUGAGACAAGAGUCCAAUGUCCCGAAAAGCGCUGAAAGUGGUGGCUGAACUAAAGUUUAGAGCGGUUUCUUGUCCUGGAGUUCAUCUGCCAGCCAAGGAUGACAUCUACCUCAGCAUGUGCUUCAUGGGCCAGUACCACCAGUCGGACUGUCUCCCUGCCGUCUUUCCUCUGCUCUUUCAGGAGAAAAUGACAUUUGAAAAGAUUUUCAGGCAUGCAGUUGACCCUGGAGACAUCGCUAUAAUGCUGGAGUAUGAGACGGUCACAGUUGAACUGGUGCAGCUGAUCCCUCCAGCGGCGGACACUCUGGCCUGCUUUGAAGAAGAUGCUCGCCGUUUCUUAUUCCCAGAGCCCAAACUGGUUCCCUCCUCCUCUGGAGUGGAUCGGGAGGUCCUGAUGACCCGAGCACCUCACUUCCCAGGUAUCGCUCCACGGUUGGAGUUUUCCACCAAAACAACCAUCAUUGAGUGCUCAGCUGAUGCUCGGAUCAACAUUUACCCUAAUGUACCUAUGAGGCCAGUGAUGAAGAGGAACAGGACACCCUCCAGCAGACCCAGGAGCUCCUCUCCUCAGAGGAAACAACCUCAAACCCUUGGAAGGAGACAAGGUGGCAGGGCGUACAGGGGACGACACAGCGGCACUAGGUCACCAUCAUACAUGUCCAGGUCCCAGUCCCUGUCCCCUGUAAGAGCUGACACACAGCGCCUGGCCCGGCUCAGCCUGGACUCUGCAGCUGACUGGGACACAGCUAGCACCUCCCAGCCUAUGCUGCCUUUGUGGCCUGGAGCCAGUCGCUCUGCUGCGUUUACCAAAUCCUCUUCACCUUUGACCAGGUCUUCAUCAACAGUGAGAUAUUCUCCAACUGGCAGAAGAAAAUCCUUAUCCAAUGGUUUGGUUGGAGGGUUACCAGAAGACGACUCCAGCUCUUCAGAAACACAUGACCCCCUUGACUACCACCAAGGUCCUGACCCUUCAGGGCUGUGGCGGUCUUAUAGGGAACAGGCCAGGCACAGCAGGUCUCAGUCCAGCUCUCACAGAGAAUGGGAAGAGGUCCAAGAGCGUGUUCGGGGACUCCUUACGACACCAAAAGCUGUACGCCGACUUGCCUAUGGGGCCACACACUCCGAGGUAGACAAGGUUUUAACCAGGAGGUCCAUCUCUCCAGGUCCACCGUGAUGACCUGGCCAGACUGGUGAGGUGAUUUGAGGAACCUUGUUCUGUUUUUCACUGGCCUGUAUUCACUGUUAUUGUCUAGCUUGUGUUGUUCUGUUGUGUUGGUCUGUCUGUUGUGUGCCCCCACC